Molecule: messenger RNA, 486 nt
Organism: Cynara cardunculus var. scolymus (artichoke)
Lineage: Eukaryota; Viridiplantae; Streptophyta; Magnoliopsida; Asterales; Asteraceae
Product: cytochrome b5-like
Exons: 3
Coding region: 21-446 (141 amino acids)
Cellular component (GO): membrane; intracellular membrane-bounded organelle
Molecular function (GO): heme binding
Source: RefSeq, a predicted model, not a curated record
CAAACAAAAGAAACACAAUCAUGGAUUUGAAGAACAAGGUUUUCGAUUUAGCUGAUGUCUUUGUGCACAAUAACGAUAAAGAUUGUUGGGUCAUCAUCAACGCACGCGUGUAUGAUGUUACAAACUUCUUGAACGAUCAUCCUGGAGGGAAUGACGUGUUGUUGGCUGUAGCAGGUAAAAAUGCAAGCGAAGAGUUCGAGGAAGCAGGGCAUGGUAGCGCUGCAAGACUGAUGUUGGAUGAGUAUUAUGUCGGAGAGGUUGAUCAUAUGACACCUUCUUCGGAUAUGUCCAAGACCACAACCUCUAAAUUGGAGAAUUAUCUCAAGCAACAAAGCAACACGAAAGAGGACAAGCAACCAGGGUCAAGCUACAAGACGAAUUCGGUUGUAUUCCUUCUGUCCUUAACUAUCCUCGGUGUUGCUACUGGUUUUGUACUGUGCAUGUGACUUGACGUAAUAAAGAAUAAUUUGUGUUACAUGUUUCAAA